AUGUACGUGCGACGACAAAAGGAACACGCCUGGAUUCAUAUGGUUACGCUGCUUUGUCUUUGUGCCUGCUCUGCCUCUCAGAUAUCCUACUCCAUCUCCGAGGAGGUGAACAAAGGCACCGUAGUUGGGAAUAUCGCAAAGGAUUUGAACCUCAAUGUACAGGACUUACAAAACAGAGAUAUCCAAAUCGUAUCGGGCUACAAGAAGAAAUAUUUUGAUGUGAAUUUGCGGACCGGGAACAUAUUUGUUGACGAAAGAAUAGACCGAGAAGAGUUUUGUCCAAAUACGGUAAAAUGCUCCUUGAAAUUACAGGCUGUUCUUAACAAUCCUAUGACUGCACAUCGUAUUGAAGUGAAUGUUUUAGAUAUAAAUGAUAACUCUCCUGUUUUCAUUGAGCAAUCGCAUCUAUUUAAUAUCACCGAAUCAUUAUCACCAGGAGAGCGAUAUCUUCUACCAAUAGCAGAAGAUGCGGACAUAGGAAGCAAUUCAGUCAAGACUUACAAGCUGAGCCAAAACGAACAUUUCUCGCUUGAUGUGCAGAGCGGAGGAGACCACGGUGUGUCUGCUGAGUUAGUGCUGCAGAAAGCUUUAGACCGAGAGAAACAGCCAGUUAUUACCCUCGUCCUGACAGCUGUAGACGGAGGUAAACCUCCCAGAUCAGGAACAUUGCUGUUAACUAUUAAUGUACUAGAUGUAAAUGACAACACACCAACAUUUAGUAAAUCGCUUUACAAGGUGCGUGUCAAAGAAAAUGCCACUCCCGGUACACUCGUAAUAAAGUUGAAUGCAACAGAUUUAGACGAAGGCAUGAACAGUCAUAUUUUGUACUCUUUGAUCAAAAGAGGAAAUACUGAUCCGUCAAAUAUCUUUGAUCUAAAUUCAGAAACGGGAGAAAUCACUGUGAAGGGUAAUCUAGAUUAUGAAGAGACGUCUGCUUAUGAAGUUAGAGUUCAAGCAACAGAUCAAGGUACCUCUCCUCGGAGUGCACAUGCUAAACUGCUGAUAGAGAUAAUUGAUGUGAACGACAAUGCCCCAGAAAUAUCUGUGACGUCACUCAUGACCCCGGUAAAAGAAGACGCAGAACUGGGGACAAUCGUUGCUUUGGUUACAGUCAGUGAUAAAGACGGAGGAAACAAUGGUGUGACUAACUGUAAGGUAGUUGGGUCUGUGCCGUUUAAACUGAAGUCCAACUACAAAAAUGACUAUUCAUUAGUAGUAGACGGACCACUGGACAGAGAAAACAAUUCUAUUUACAAUGUCACCAUAACAGCCACAGAUGAAGGAAGUCCACCUCUGUCCAGUAUCAGGGUCAUUACAGUUCACGUCUCUGAUGUCAAUGAUAAUUCACCUCAAUUCAUGGAGUCAGUGAUUAAUGUUUAUGUCAAAGAAAAUAGUCUAGUAGGCUCCGUUAUUUGUACAAUCCACGCCUUUGAUCCUGAUUUGGGCAGAAAUGCAAAACUAAUUUACACACUGUUAGACAGUUCUGCAAAAAAUAUUCCGAUAUCAUCAAUGGUGAACAUCAACUCAGAGACUGGAGAUAUAAUCAGCCUGCAGUCUUUUAACUAUGAGGAGUUAAAAACCUUUCAGUUCAAAGUUCAGGCCACAGACUCUGGUGUUCCUCCGCUCAGCAGCAACGUGACUGUCAACGUUUUAAUUCUGGAUGAAAAUGACAAUAAUCCAACGAUUCUCGCGCCAUAUUCUGAGCACGGCUCCGUCAACAGUGAGAGCAUCCCAUAUUCUGCUGAAGCGGGAUACUUUGUGGCAAAGAUCAGGGCUGUAGACGCAGACUCUGGAUACAAUGCGCUGCUCUCUUAUCACCUGUCUGAGCCCAAAGGAAACAACCUCUUCAGGAUCGGAACCAGCACCGGAGAAAUCAGGACUAAGAGGAGAAUGAGUGACAAUGACCUGAAAACUCACCCCUUGCUGGUCUUGGUUUCUGAUAACGGAGAACCCUCCCUGUCAGCUACUGUGUCUAUUGACGUGGUGGUGGUGGAAAGCACAGCUGACAUCCACACUCAGUUCAGACAUGUGCCCAUAAAGGAGGACAGCUUCUCUGAUUUAAACCUGUAUCUGCUGAUCGCCAUUGUGUCGGUCUCACUCAUCUUUCUGCUCAGCCUCAUCAGUUUAAUAGCUGUCAAAUGCCACAGGACAGACGGCACCUUCAGCAGGUACAGCGCCCCAAUGAUCACCACCCACCCUGACGGGAGCUGGUCUUACUCCAAAUCUACUCAGCAGUAUGACGUGUGUUUCAGCUCAGACACGCUGAAGAGUGACGUAGUGGUUUUCCCCGCACCGUUUCCACCUGUAGAUGCUGAACUGAUCAGUAUUAACGGAGGAGACACUUUUACCAGAACUCAGACUUUACCCAACAAAGAGAAGUUAUCCUACUCGAUUUCCGAGGAGGUGAACAAAGGCACCGUUGUGGGGAACAUUGCAAAGGAUUUAAACCUCAAUGUCCAGGAACUAGAGCCCAGGGAUCUACUUCAGGCCACAGACUCUGGUGUUCCUCCGCUCAGCGGCAACGUGACUGUCAACGUUUUAAUCCUGGAUGAAAAUGACAAUAAUCCAACGAUUCUCGCGCCAUAUUCUGAGCACGGCUCCGUCAAAAGUGAGAGCAUCCCAUAUUCUGCUGAAGCGGGAUACUUUGUGGCAAAGAUCAGGGCUGUAGACGCAGACUCGGGAUACAAUGCGCUGCUCUCUUAUCACCUGUCUGAGCCCAAAGGAAACAACCUCUUCCGGAUCGGAACCAGCACCGGAGAAAUCAGGACUAAAAGGAGAAUGAGUGACAAUGACCUGAAAACUCACCCCUUGCUGGUCUUGGUUUCUGAUAACGGAGAACCCUCCCUGUCAGCUACUGUGUCUAUUGAAGUGGUGGUGGUGGAAAGCACAGCUGACAUCCACACUCAGUUCAGACAUGUGCCCAUAAAGGAGGACAGCUUCUCUGAUUUAAACCUGUAUCUGCUGAUCGCCAUUGUGUCGGUCUCACUCAUCUUUCUGCUCAGCCUCAUCAGUUUAAUAGCUGUCAAAUGCCACAGGACAGACGGCACCUUCAGCAGGUACAGCGCCCCAAUGAUCACCACCCACCCUGACGGGAGCUGGUCUUACUCCAAAUCUACUCAGCAGUAUGACGUGUGUUUCAGCUCAGACACGCUGAAGAGUGACGUAGUGGUUUUCCCCGCACCGUUUCCACCUGUAGAUGCUGAACUGAUCAGUAUUAAUGGAGGAGACACUUUUACCAGAACUCAGACUUUACCAAAUAAAGAAAAGGCCACAGACUCUGGUGUUCCUCCGCUCAGCAGCAACGUGACUGUCAACGUUUUAAUCCUGGAUGAAAAUGACAAUAAUCCAACGAUUCUCGCGCCAUAUUCUGAGCACGGCUCCGUCAACAGUGAGAGCAUCCCAUAUUCUGCUGAAGCGGGAUACUUUGUGGCAAAGAUCAGGGCUGUAGACGCAGACUCGGGAUACAAUGCGCUGCUCUCUUAUCACCUGUCUGAGCCCAAAGGAAACAACCUCUUCCGGAUCGGAACCAGCACCGGAGAAAUCAGGACUAAGAGGAGAAUGAGUGACAAUGACCUGAAAACUCACCCCUUGCUGGUCUUGGUUUCUGAUAACGGAGAACCCUCCCUGUCAGCUACUGUGUCUAUUGAAGUGGUGGUGGUCGAAAGCACAGCUGACAUCCACACUCAGUUCAGACAUGUGCCCAUAAAGGAGGACAGCUUCUCUGAUUUAAACCUGUAUCUGCUGAUCGCCAUUGUGUCGGUCUCACUCAUCUUUCUGCUCAGCCUCAUCAGUUUAAUAGCUGUCAAAUGCCACAGGACUGACGGCACCUUCAGCAGGUACAGCGCCCCAAUGAUCACCACCCACCCUGACGGGAGCUGGUCUUACUCCAAAUCUACUCAGCAGUAUGACGUGUGUUUCAGCUCAGACACGCUGAAGAGUGACGUAGUGGUUUUCCCCGCACCGUUUCCACCUGUAGAUGCUGAGCUGAUCAGCAUUAACGGAGGAGACACUUUUACCAGAACUCAGACUUUACCUAAUAAAGAAAAGUUGGUGUCGCUGGAGACCGCAAUAUUCGUGUGGCUCCGUUUCUCCACACCAGACUCCUCCUCUCCGUACGGAGCAUCGGUGCUUUGUCAGAAAAUACACAAAUGGUUAUGA
This is a messenger RNA of Chelmon rostratus (copperband butterflyfish), 4158 nucleotides long. Its product is annotated as protocadherin alpha-2-like. Lineage: Eukaryota; Metazoa; Chordata; Actinopteri; Chaetodontiformes; Chaetodontidae. The transcript has 5 exons. Gene Ontology annotation, biological process: homophilic cell-cell adhesion. The record is from RefSeq and is a predicted model, not a curated record. Gene Ontology annotation, cellular component: plasma membrane. Gene Ontology annotation, molecular function: calcium ion binding. The coding region runs from base 1 to 4158 and encodes 1385 amino acids.